Colias croceus (clouded yellow) is the source of this 3105-nucleotide messenger RNA. RefSeq names its product major facilitator superfamily domain-containing protein 8 (gene Cln7). The record is from RefSeq and is a predicted model, not a curated record. Gene Ontology annotation, cellular component: lysosomal membrane. The coding region runs from base 262 to 1788 and encodes 508 amino acids. The transcript has 6 exons. Gene Ontology annotation, biological process: transmembrane transport. Gene Ontology annotation, molecular function: transmembrane transporter activity. NCBI's taxonomy places the organism in Eukaryota, Metazoa, Arthropoda, Insecta, Lepidoptera, Pieridae.
GUUAGUAAGUAGGCUAAAACGAUGCCAACAAACAAACAGUCACUGAGCACGUAUCGCGAGGAGCGCUUGUCGGCCGUGAGAGCGCGCUCGGUUCCUUUGUUCGCGGUGAUGUCGGGACGAUAACAGCUCUACCAAGGAGAACAACAAUGCGGGGUUCACUACCCUCGGCCUCCCCCGACGAGCACAGCUGACAGCGGACCGUGCUAGUGACAACGAGUGGUCGAAGGCCAAUUAGAUUAAGUUGAGAUUAGUGAUAAAGUUAUGGAGUGGUUGAAAGACAUGAUGGGGCGGCGGCAGGCCCAGGGAGAGGCAGGCGACGGUGGGGACGCGCUGGAGACGGCGCAGGAGCGGCGGGAGCGCUGGCGUAGCGUCUACGUGAUCUACUUCACCAUGUUCCAGAUGUCGCUCGGCUUCAGCAUUGUCCUGACGGGGGUCUGGCCCUAUCUCGACAAGUUAGAGCCUGGCGCGAGCAAGGAGGCGCUGGGUCUGGCGGUGGGCGUGAGCCCGCUGGGGCAGCUGGUGGCGUCUCCACUGCUGGGGCUGUGGGCCAACCGCGCCAGUGCGCGCACGCCCGUGCUGGCCAUGUUGCUACUCUUCGUGGUGGCCUCCGCUCUUUACGCCAACCUGCACCUCACACGCCCCUACGCGCACCAGUGGAUGCUGGCCGCCAGGGCGCUGGUGGGAAUCAGUUCUGCUAACGUCGCCGUAGCCCGUUCAUACCUAUCAGCAGCGACACGGGAAAGCGAACGAACGCGCGCAGUAGCCAGCUGUUCCCUCGCUCAAGUGUUGGGCUUCGUGGUGGGGCCCGCGCUGCAGGCGGCCGCGGCGCCGCUCGGGCCCGGCGCGCCCUACCCGCCCGCCAGCGACCAGCCCUUCCAGCUGCGACUCGACAUGUACACCGCGGCGGGAUGGAUCAACGCAUUCCUGGGAACCAUCAACAUCUUGCUCUUCCUGCCCUGUUGUUUCAAGGAACGGAAAAUAGCAGCUAGGGAGGCUAUGCUCGUGCAGGGGAAGGAAACUGAAAAAGAGGCUCUAAAAGCUAUGAAACCCGACUACAUCAGCAGCUGGACGCUUGUGGCAGCGUUCUUCGUGUUGGUGUUCAACUUUGUGCUGCUGGAGACGCUGGCCACCUCGCUGACGAUGGACCAGUUCGGGUGGAGCAAGAAGGAGGCGCUGGAGUACAUGGGCGCGCUCAUGAGCGCCGGAGCUAUCGUUGCAUGCGCUGUUUUUGCGCUCAUCACACCGCUAACGAAGAUAUUUGAAGAAAGAGCGCUGCUCCUGUGGGGCGGGUUCCUGCUGACCGGGCUGGCAUCACUGCUGUGUAUCCCGUGGGGGCCGGGCGGGCCGCCUCUGGCGCCGGCCGGCGCGCUGGAGUCGGGUGGCGGCUGCCCGGCGCGCGCGCAGCCCUGGUGCCUCACCUCGCGCGGUCUCACCCUGCCUCAGUUCUUCCUGGGCUACACCUGCGUGUCUAUCGGCUACCCGCUCGGGGUCACGCUCAUACAGACUAUAUUUUCUAAGGUGUUGGGUCCCCGUCCGCAAGGCGUGUGGAUGGGCGUGCUGACGGGCGCGGGCUGCCUGUCGCGCGCGCUGGGCCCCGUGUUCGUGUCGAGCGUGUACGCGCGGCGCGGGCCCGACGCGACGUUCGGCACCACGGCCGCGCUCACGCUGGCGGCGCUGCUCGCGCUGCGCCUCGUGUACGCCCGCCUCAAGCCGCCCCCGCCGCCCCCCGCACCGCAGGAGAUGCGACCGCUCAACGCGGCGAAUACACAGCCUAAUGCUAACGUGUAACAGGACUUAAGUGAAUGGACUGUGAACAUUGACUAAGUACAAAAACAACUACUCAUAAUCACAAUCAAUUUUAAAAUGUCCAAAACAAAACUUUGCAUAUGCGUGUUCAUGGGCAGAGUUUUUCAAUAAGCAAUACAAUAGAAUUUGGACAUAAUUUCCAUGAAAAAUUAAGAGGGUCUAAAUUUCAAUGAAUUUAUACAAAGCCGCUUGGAUAUUUUUUGAAAGCCUUUUAAUAGACGAUUGUGAGCCUUGUUGUUUGCAGUACGUUAAUGAUUGUAAGAACUAAAAAAUAAGACUGUAUUAGGUAAAGUUUUUUGGAUUUGUAUCAAUCGCUCAACGUUCGUAGUAUAAGUAUUAUUCUUAGUACAAGUGAUAAACUGUAACGAACUGAUUUUAUGUGUAAAUAUAAUGUAAAUAAGAUUUAUAAAGCUCCAUUUUCGGGAAAGAAAUAAUAUUUGUAGAUAUAACUAUAAAUGGUCAAUUUAAAUCCGAAUGCAAUAAAACCACAGCAAAACAUUGUUUAUCAACUUCACGACGCGUGUAUGCAAUAUUUAAGAUUUCCAAUUUAUAAAAUUUAAGAAGAUUCAGUUAGAGUAAAACUUGACAAUUUUAUUAUUAUAGAUAUUUAGUGAUAUUCAAUGCUAGCAUUAGAAUUAGUUAUCGAUAUGCAGUGUUCUCCCAUAUAUCUUAAGACUGAGCACAUAAUAAAUAGUAUCGAGAUUGUAGAGAAAUCGAAUUUUUACUAUUAUGUAUUUAAAAAAUAUAUUAUUUUUCUACGCGAUAUUUUUGGAAUACUGUAAAUAUUUUGAUAUGCAAAUUAUAAAACCUGAGUCUAUGAUGUUAUCUCAGAAACUAUAAUUGAAUAAUUGAUUGAAAUUUUAUCUUUAUAGGUAUUCAGGCUUUAUCUUAAUGUUAAUUUCAUUACACCAUGGUUAAUGAAUGAUUUUAUUGGUGAUAGUAUUUUAUUUUUUAUUUCAUAUCUUUAUAUAUUUUAUGAUUUGAUUGAUUUACAAAAUUAUUGGAAAUAUUUAAAGAUAAUAGUUAUUAUCUUUACAAGUUCAUCAAUCUUUACAACUUUACUAAAACUAAAAUUGAAUAUCAUUAAACAAUUGAAAUAGUUUAGAUAACAAAUUGAAAGAUGUAGAACCUCUUUGUUUGUGAUGAUUUUUUUCUUUUAAGAUAGGUAUUAUGUUUUGUCGCUUUUCUAUUACUUCUUCACGUCAUUCUUACGUCAUUAUUAUCAUCAUCAUCAUCAUCGAUGAUAAUAUUUGUUGUAGAUGUAACUUUUUUAUUCCAUUCGUUAGUGUUUUAAUGAUU